Messenger RNA from Zingiber officinale, 663 nucleotides. RefSeq names its product iron-sulfur cluster co-chaperone protein HscB homolog. The record is from RefSeq and is a predicted model, not a curated record. NCBI's taxonomy places the organism in Eukaryota, Viridiplantae, Streptophyta, Magnoliopsida, Zingiberales, Zingiberaceae. Gene Ontology annotation, biological process: [2Fe-2S] cluster assembly; protein complex oligomerization. The transcript is spliced from 6 exons. Bases 1 to 663 code for a protein of 220 amino acids. Gene Ontology annotation, molecular function: ATPase activator activity; protein-folding chaperone binding.
AUGAGAAAACAGCAAAGCAGGGCCUUCGAUUCUUUGCCACAGGCUUUAUCUUGGGAAUUCUCACUUCCAUUGUCUCCUUCAGAAUUUUUCCUAUGUAAUAGAGCAUACAGUGUGAGAGACUUUGUUCUUUGUGGUGGUUCUCAGUAUGGCUUACAAGAAACAAGGCUUUGGAUUGACCAUUAUAUUCAUCAGAAGGAAAAGAUGUUUGCGGCUGAGAAGUCAGCUCUGGUCAUUGAUGCGUAUCAAACUUUAAGGGAGCCAUUGCUGAGAGCAAUAUACCUGCCUGAUUGUUUGGAUGACUUGGCCUAUGCAAUUAUGCGUGAGAUAAGCAAACUCUCCUAUAGAGUCUCAGAAGCUGAUGUUAUUCGAGCACGCAAUCAGAUCACAAAUAUCUUAUAUGCUCAUCUGGAUGAAGAGAGAACUAUCACAGAUCGAGAUAUGCUGGCCGAGAUGUUGGAAAUGCGAGAAACUGUCGAUGAAGCAAAUGAUUCACCGACACUGAAGAAGAUAAAGGUGUUUUCAUUUGUAGAAGAAAAAUUUGAGACAUAUUCCGGAUCAUUCAGCCAAGCUUUCACCAGUGCAGAUAUUGAUGAUGCUAUCGCUUCAAUUGAGAGAAUGAGAUACUAUGGCCUUGCUCUCGAAGAGAUAAGAAAGAAACUUUAA